AUAGGAACUGGUUCUAAACAACGAAGAAGCACAAUGAAGUUAUUAUUGCUAUUUCUUAUGAUCAUGGCUUCAACAACGUUAGUCAUGGCGACAUGUCCCUCUUAUUCUUCCAUCUUCAGCUUCGGUGAUUCCGUCACCGACACCGGCAACAGGAAACUGAUCUCCUCUACCAAUAUAUGCUCCCCACCUCCCUACGGCCAAACAUACUUUCAUCAUCCAACUGGUCGUUGUUCCGAUGGACGCCUCAUCAUUGAUUUCAUAGCGGAGUCAUUGGGGAUUCCAAUGGUGAAACCGUAUUUGGAAAUUAAGAAUGGUGUAUUGAAAAAUAAUCCAGCAAAGGAAGGAGCGAAUUUUGCGGUUGUGGGAGCAACAGCGUUAGACGAUAGUUUCUUUAAAGAGAGAGGUGCUUAUGAUCAUCCUCACAGUUAUUCAUUAUCGAUUCAGUUGAAUUGGUUCAAGGACCUUCUCUCUACUCUUUGCAAUUCUUCAGAAAGUUGCCAUGAAGUUCUUAAAAACUCAUUGUUUCUUGUGGGAGAGAUUGGAGGAAACGACUUCAAUUAUCCCUUAUUUAAACGAAGGAGCAUAGAAGAGGUUAAAGAAUACAUACCACAUAUAAUAAAAUCAAUAGUUUCAUCAAUCAAAGAGUUGAUUGAUCUAGGGGCAAGCACACUCUUAAUCCCUGGGAUGUUUCCAAAGGGAUGCAAUUCAGUCUAUUUAUCCAUUUAUGAAACCAAAGAUAUGAACCAAUAUGACUCAUUUGGUUGCUUGAAAUGGUUAAACGAAUUUUGUGAGUCUUAUAACCAGAAGCUCCAAUAUGAGAUAUUCAACCUUGGCAAAAUUCAUCCUCAUGCUAAACUCAUAUAUGCUGAUUAUUACAAAGCAGCAUUAUCAUUAUAUCAAAAUCAAUCAAAAUUUGGUUUUAUAGGUCUCAAAACCUGUUGCGGGAAGGGAGGUCGAUAUAAUCUAAGUGUGAAUCAAACUUGUGGCAUGCCAAGUGUGAAUGCAUGUGAUGAUACUUCUAAAUAUAUUUCGUGGGAUGGUCUUCAUUUGACAGAGGCUGCAUAUAGAUUGAUGGCUGAUGGUGUCAUUAAGGGGUCCUAUACUCUCCCCAAAUUUAGUAUCUUCCCCUCCAAGAAACCCACUGAAAAGCAUAGCUUUAAAAAACGGUCGCUGCCGCGUCACGGUCGCAUAUAGGCUUUUACAAUUUUGGU
This is a messenger RNA of Vicia villosa (hairy vetch), 1211 nucleotides long. RefSeq names its product GDSL esterase/lipase At1g28610-like. The annotation marks the transcript as partial. Gene Ontology annotation, molecular function: hydrolase activity, acting on ester bonds. The transcript is spliced from 5 exons. The record is from RefSeq and is a predicted model, not a curated record. Lineage: Eukaryota; Viridiplantae; Streptophyta; Magnoliopsida; Fabales; Fabaceae.